AUGUCACAGCAAAUACCAUUAAAUGCAUCUACAACAAAGUCUUCAGCUAAACAACCUGAAUGGUAUCAACCAAAAGAUUUAUCAUCAACUAAACCGAAAUUGAAAAUUUAUAAUUCAUUAACACGUACAAAAGAAGAAUUUAUACCGAUCAAACCGAAUCAUAUAACAUGGUACAGUUGUGGACCCACUGUAUAUGACCAUUCUCACAUGGGACAUGCCAGAAAUUAUGUGUCAACAGAUAUAUCAAGAAGAAUUUUGCAAGAUUAUUUUGGGUACAAUAUUAAAUUCAUUCAAAAUGUCACAGAUAUAGAUGAUAAAAUUAUUAUAGCGGCACGUCAACAAUAUUUAUUUGAUGAAAAGAUCGUAAAACAUUAUAAAGAAAUUACUGAUGAAUUGAGAAACAAGUCUAAAGAAUUUUUAGCAUUUUAUCUUUCAAAAAAUUUACCCGAGUUUACUGGAAAACCCGAAGAAUUCAGCAAUUGGUCGAAAACAGUCGAUGUUGAUUCAAUUAAAAAUGAAAAACCAAAAUUUCCAAUGUAUUUAAAAGCAGCCACGAAAGCUGAUGAAGCUAUUAGUGAUAAAUCAAUAUCCUUUGAAGAAUUUUUAUCUAAGAUCAAAGACGUUGCUGUUGUAAGUUUGGAUAAUGAAUUUGGAGCUUCGGUAACAGAUCCUAAGAUUUUCAAAAAAUUACCAGCAUAUUGGGAAAAUAGAUAUAAUGAAGAUAUGUUAAAAUUAAAUGUAUUGCCCCCAACCUUUACAACUAGAGUAUCUGAAUAUAUACCUGAUAUUAUUGAUUAUGUUGAAAAAAUAAUUUCAAACGGAUAUGCAUAUAAAACCGAAGAUGGUUCGGUAUAUUUCGAUACCAUCAAAUAUGAAAAUUCCAAACAUGUCUAUGCCAAACUACAACCAUGGAACAAGGGUGAUAUGAGUUUAAUAAAUGAUGGUGAAGGUUCAUUAAGUACUGGUACGUCAAAACGUAAUGCCAGUGAUUUUGCAUUAUGGAAAGCUUCCAAACCAGGUGAACCAGCUUGGGAUUCAGUUUGGGGCAAAGGUAGACCAGGUUGGCAUAUUGAAUGUUCGGUCAUGGCUUCAGAUUUAGCUGGAUCACAGAUGGAUAUUCACAGUGGUGGUAUAGAUUUAUGUUUCCCACAUCAUGAUAAUGAAUUAGCACAAUCUGAAGCAUAUUUUGAUAAUAAUCAAUGGGUCAACUAUUUCAUGCACAAUGGUCAUUUACACAUUCAGGGCCAAAAGAUGUCGAAAUCUUUAAAAAAUUUUAUUACAAUCGAUGAAGCUUUAAAAAAUUAUUCAUCAAGACAAUUGAGAUUGGUGUUUGCAUUGAAUCAAUGGGAUAAACCUUUAGAUUUCAAAACCGAUUUAAUAAAUGAAGUAAACUCAAUUGAAUCAUCGUUCAACAAAUUUUUUACAACCAUACGAGCAUUAAAUAACGAAAAUAAACACAAAAUAGAAGAAGGAAAAUUUGUGUCUAAACGAGUGACCGAUUCUGAAAAGACACUAUAUGAACAACUAGAAAAGACACAAGAUGAAGUUGAUGAAGCAUUUAAUGAUAAUUUAUCAAGUGGACAAGCCAUCAGAACUUUGGUUAACUUAGUUAGUGUGUCCAACAAUUACAUACAAUCUGUGACUACUGGUAAAAUUGAAUUAAAAAUCGAAGUUUUAAUCCUGGUUGCAAAUUACAUUUCCAAAAUUCUUAAUAUUUUAGGGUUCACAAUUAGAAGUGAUAAAUUGGGCUGGGUUGAAGAUUCUUCUGGAAAUAAUGAAGCCUCAGAUGAAGAUAUUGCACUUCCAUACGUCAAAGUCUUAGCUCAAUUUAGAGACCAAGUCAGAAAUUUAGCUAUCAAUAAAGCUGAUUUAAAAGAUAUCUUAUCAGCCUCGGAUUUGGUCAGAUCACAACUUAUAAAUAUUGGAGUUUCGUUAGAUGAUAGACCAGAUGGAUCGGCUUUGAUUAAAUUUUUAAAUGAAACUGAAAAACAACAAUUAAUAGAUCAACAACAAGCAAAAAUUAAACAACAAGCAGAAAAGGAUGCCAGAAAGAAGGAAGCCGCUGCAUUGGAAGCUAAAAAAGAACAGGAAAAACUAGCUAAAAUGAAAAUCCCACCUUCAGAAAUAUUAAAAGAUGAUACAUUAUAUAAAAGUUAUGAUGAACAAGGUAUUCCCACAAUUGAUAUUAAUGGAGAAGAGAUUAGCAAAAGUAUGAGAAAAAAGUUGAUUAAGCAAUAUCAACAGCAAGUAAAACUUCAUAAUCAAUAUUUGAAUAAACUUGAUGGAGGUAAAUAA
Messenger RNA from Lodderomyces pseudojiufengensis, 2295 nucleotides. Its product is annotated as cysteine--tRNA ligase. The record is from RefSeq and is a predicted model, not a curated record. Gene Ontology annotation, cellular component: cytoplasm. The transcript has a single exon. Gene Ontology annotation, molecular function: ATP binding; cysteine-tRNA ligase activity. Gene Ontology annotation, biological process: cysteinyl-tRNA aminoacylation. NCBI's taxonomy places the organism in Eukaryota, Fungi, Ascomycota, Pichiomycetes, Serinales, Debaryomycetaceae. The coding region runs from base 1 to 2295 and encodes 764 amino acids.